AUGUUUAAUAACUAUCAAGUGAACUUAGAAAGACAUAGUGGAUUAACCAAAUUCCUGAGUACUCUUAAUGAACAAUAAUAGAAUGAGUUGCUCUCUGUUAUUUCAGACAUUUAACAUCUCCUUAAUAAGAACAUGGAAGAAAAGGAGAAACUAUUGAAUGUAGUGAACAAUAUGCAAAUUCAAACUUAAAAUAGUUUGGACUCUGAGUUGUUAAAAAAUGCAGAAUUGACUAAAUCAAUUACAUAGCAGAAACACAUCAUAUCUAAACAGAUUGAAGAAAUAGCAUAACUAAAUUAAUUUGUAAUCUAAAGGAAAAAAGAGAGAAGAAGUCUUUAUUCAUCCCCACUCCAAACAUCAAAUAAGCAAAUGAUCUAAUAAAGCAUCCUGCCAGUAACAUCCAUAGAUUAUUACCAAAAAUUAUUGGAAGAACAAUGUAAGAGGGAAGAUUCAAUGUUGAAAUUAUGGAGGAAACUACAGCAACAAAGUUUUGAGAAAGUCAAGUCACUCUAGGAAGCCGUCGAAUAUUAUCUAAUCGAUCAGAAUACUAAAUAUGAGUAGAAUUUAGCUUUGUAGACCGAUAUAAUCAAUAAAUUGGAAGACUAAUUAAACAAGUAUAAAGUGGCUUUAAAAUUGAUAAUGAAUUAAAAUUAUAAAAAACCAAUUUCAGAGUUAUUGGCAGUUGCCUAAUCAUUGAAUCAAGAGAAUGAGAUUUAAGAAUUUGACUAUGAGCAAUUAAUAGAAACUCUUAUAGAUUUUAGUCAUAAACGAGACUUGCUUUAUUAGUUACAAUAGAAAGAAACUGAAGUAGUUUUAUUGAAAAAUAAGGCUACUAAUAACGAAGAGUACGAUAAAUUGAAUGAACAAUAUAAUAAGUUGCAGGAAGAAUAUAAAAUUAUAGACGAUUAAAGGAAGGAGUUGUUGAGUUUGAGCUAAUAAAUGAAUGAUAAGAUUACACUAUAAUCAAACCAAAUAAAUUCAAUGAAUGAAUAAAUUGCUCAAUUAACAUCAUUGUUUGCAAAGUCUUUAUAAGAUUUGGAGACAGUUUAAGAGGAGAAUGAAACUUUGAAGAAAUGCUAAUCGAAUUUCACAACUCGAACAAGUGAAGUUCAUAGUCGAUUCUCAGUCGGAUUAGAUGACAAAUUAAUUAAAUGUUUUAAUUCAGUAUGUAGUAAUUAUAAUUCACAAUCAACAAGACACAACAAAAGUAAGAAUAGGAGUAUGCUAAGUCAAUUAAGUAAAUCAUCUUAUGGGGAUGGUGAAGAAUUGUGUAGUUUAUUGGAUUAAGUGUUGAAUCAGGGCUUCUCCUUGAAAAUAAUUGAAUCUAUAACUUAGUUAAGCAACACAGGAUUACGUAAAAGACUCAAAGAUCUUUUAUUUACUAUCUACAACAACAAUAAUGAAAUGGAUGCUUUAUUUAGUUCUCUUGGCACUUUAAUGAGAGACUUAGAAAUUCCAUUUCAUGAUUUCGAAAUAAUUAAUGAAGGUUUCUUAAGUAGUACUUGCAAAUUGGAACGGAAUACUAAACAAAUUUGCGAGUUACUUCAUCAUUUAGUUAAUAGGAAUAAUAAAUAAUAGACAACUAAACAUGGGGCUCAAUAGAUUGGACUGUUAUCGAAGGUGCUUCUGCAAUUAUGUCAAGGGAAUGAUGACACUAUUGUUGAGCAUAUUGAUAAGCAUAUCGAAAUCUCAAAAUAACUCAAAGAUAAAAAAAAUAAGUAACUUAGGGAUCUCCAAUUCAGUGCUUGCAAAAUGAUUAUGGAUAUCUUUAAGAAAUGGAAACAAAAUUAUAUUCAUAUUACAACCAUUUUAUUUAGUAUCCAGAGGGGGUUACAACAGGAUUAAGAAAUUCAUAUCCAAUCCUAUCUCAAUGAACUUACCAAGAGUGACCUAGGCAAGAGUAUAUAAAAAGAAUUGAAUAAAUUAUUUCAAUUACUUAUUUGA
Messenger RNA from Paramecium tetraurelia, 1941 nucleotides. RefSeq lists its product as uncharacterized. The transcript has 2 exons. The record is from RefSeq and is a predicted model, not a curated record. Lineage: Eukaryota; Ciliophora; Oligohymenophorea; Peniculida; Parameciidae.